Balearica regulorum gibbericeps (East African grey crowned-crane) is the source of this 3704-nucleotide messenger RNA. It is a transcript of the gene TAF2, whose product is annotated as TATA-box binding protein associated factor 2. The record is from RefSeq and is a predicted model, not a curated record. Gene Ontology annotation, cellular component: transcription factor TFIID complex. Gene Ontology annotation, biological process: transcription initiation at RNA polymerase II promoter. NCBI's taxonomy places the organism in Eukaryota, Metazoa, Chordata, Aves, Gruiformes, Gruidae. Gene Ontology annotation, molecular function: RNA polymerase II general transcription initiation factor activity; chromatin binding; transcription cis-regulatory region binding.
AUGAAUAGGAAGAAAGGAGACAAAGGAUUUGAGAGCCCAAGACCAUAUAAAUUAACUCACCAGGUAGUAUGUAUCAACAACAUAAAUUUUCAGAGAAAGUCUGUUGUAGGUUAUGUGGAACUGACAAUAUUUCCCACAGUUGCAAACCUGAAUAGAAUCAAACUGAACAGUAAACAGUGCCGGAUUUACAGAGUAAGAGUCAACGAUUUAGAAGCAGCUUUCAUCUAUAAUGAUCCAACGCUGGAGGUUUGUCACCAUGAGUCAAAGCAGAGGAAUCUCAACUAUUUUUCCAAUGCCUACGCUGCCGCAGUCAGUGCUGUGGACCCAGAUGCUGGAAAUGGAGAACUCUGCAUUAAGGUUCCCUCGGAGUUGUGGAAACACGUUGACGAGUUAAAGGUCCUGAAGGUGCAUAUAAACUUUUCUCUGGACCAACCAAAAGGAGGCCUUCAUUUUGUGGUACCCAACAUGGAGGGCAGCAUGGCAGAAAGAGGGGCUCAUGUCUUUUCAUGUGGUUAUCAAAAUUCUACAAGAUUUUGGUUUCCUUGUGUUGAUUCAUAUUCUGAGUUGUGUACCUGGAAACUUGAGUAUACUGUGGAUGCUGCAAUGGUGGCUGUUUCAAACGGUGAUUUGGUGGAAACUGUAUAUACCCACGAUAUGAGGAAGAAGACUUUUCAUUACAUGCUGACUAUUCCAACUGCAGCUUCUAACAUCUCCUUGGCGAUAGGACCUUUUGAAAUCCUUGUUGAUCCAUACAUGCAUGAGGUGACUCACUUUUGCUUACCACAACUUCUCCCAUUGCUCAAACAUACCACAUCAUACCUUCAUGAGGUGUUUGAAUUUUAUGAGGAAAUUCUUACCUGCCGCUAUCCAUACUCCUGUUUCAAGACUGUGUUUAUAGAUGAAGCUUAUGUUGAAGUAGCUGCUUACGCAUCCAUGAGUAUUUUCAGCACAAAUCUCUUACACAGCGCAAUGAUUAUAGAUGAAACUCCACUGACAAGGAGGUGCUUAGCACAGGCCCUGGCCCAGCAGUUCUUCGGAUGUUUUAUAUCCAGGAUGUCCUGGUCAGAUGAAUGGGUGCUAAAGGGAAUCUCUGGUUAUAUUUAUGGCCUUUGGAUGAAAAAAACCUUUGGUGUUAAUGAGUAUCGCCACUGGAUUAAACAGGAGUUAGAUCAAAUAGUGGCAUAUGAACUGAAGACUGGUGGAGUUUUACUGCAUCCAAUAUUCGGAGGAGGAAAAGAGAAAGACAACCCUGCAUCACAUUUACAUUUUUCUAUCAAACACCCUCAUACACUGUCCUGGGAAUAUUAUACUAUGUUCCAGUGUAAAGCACAUCUUGUUAUGAGACUGAUUGAGAACAGGAUUAGCAUGGAGUUCAUGUUACAGGUUUUCAACAAAUUGUUGAGUCUGGCCAGCACUGCUUCAUCUCAGAAGUUCCAGUCACACAUGUGGAGUCAGAUGUUGGUUUCCACAUCUGGGUUUUUGAAAUCUAUCUCAAAUGUCUCUGGCAAAGACAUCCAACCUUUAAUAAAGCAGUGGGUAGAUCAGAGUGGAGUGGUAAAAUUUUAUGGCAGCUUUGCAUUUAAUAGAAAACGGAAUGUAUUGGAAUUGGAAAUAAAACAAGACUACACAUCUCCUGGUACUCAGAAAUAUGUGGGUCCUCUUAAAGUGACAGUGCAAGAACUUGAUGGAUCAUUCAACCAUACAUUGCAGAUUGAAGAAAACAGUCUUAAACAUGAUAUACCCUGCCAUUCUAAAAGCAGAAGAAAUAAGAAGAAAAAGAUUCCACUGAUGAAUGGAGAAGAGGUGGACAUGGACCUUUCUGCUAUGGAUGCUGAUUCCCCUUUGCUCUGGAUAAGAAUAGACCCUGAUAUGUCAGUACUGAGGAAGGUAGAAUUUGAACAAUCUGAUUUCAUGUGGCAGUAUCAGCUUCGAUAUGAGAGGGAUGUGGUUGCACAAGAAGAAGCCAUUCUGGCGUUGGAAAAGUUCCCUACUCCAGCAUCACGGCUUGCACUGACUGAUAUACUAGAACAGGAACAAUGUUUCUACCGAGUGAGAAUGCUGGCCUGCUUCUGCCUUGCAAAGAUUGCAAAUUCCAUGGUAAGCACGUGGACAGGACCACCAGCCAUGAAGUCACUCUUCACCCGAAUGUUUUGUUGUAAGACUUGUCCAAACAUUGUGAAGACCAACAACUUCAUGAACUUUCAAAGCUACUUUCUGCAAAAGACUAUGCCUGUUGCCAUGGCCCUUCUGAGAGAUGUUCACAACCUCUGUCCGAAGGAGGUUUUAAUGUUUAUUUUGGAUUUGAUCAAGUAUAAUGAUAACAGGAAGAAUAAGUUUUCAGACAACUACUAUCGUGCUGAGCUGAUUGAUGCCCUUGCCAACUCUGUAACUCCUGCAGUCAGUGUGAACAAUGAAGUUCGAACAUUGGAUAACUUAAAUCCUGAUGUUCGACUUAUUCUUGAGGAAAUUACCCGUUUCCUAAAUAUGGAGAAGCUUCUUCCCAGUUACAGGCAUACCAUUACAGUCAGCUGUUUAAAAGCCAUUCGAGUGCUUCAGAAGAAUGGUCACGUCCCAAGUGAUCCUGCUCUCUUCAAGUCGUAUGCAGAAUAUGGGCACUUUGUAGAUGUCCGAAUAGCAGCAUUGGAGGCUGUUGUUGAUUACACAAAAGUGGAUAGAAGCUAUGAAGAACUACAGUGGCUACUUACUAUGGUUCAGAAUGAUCCUGUACCCUACAUAAGGCAUAAGAUUCUGGAUAUGCUGACUAAGAAUCCACCUUUUACCAAGAACAUGGAGUCCCCUUUAUGUAACGAAGCUUUGGUGGAUCAGCUUUGGAAACUGAUGAAUUCAGGAACUUCACAUGACUGGAGAUUACGAUGUGGUGCUGUGGACCUUUAUUUCACACUUUUUGGCCUCAGCAGACCUUCUUGUUUACCGUUACCAGAACUUGGACUUGUUCUUAAUCUAAAAGAAAAGAAGGCUGUACUUAAUCCAACGAUUAUCCCUGAAUCAGUUGCAAAUAAUCAGGAACCUGUGAAUAGUACUAACAAUCACGGACAGUCAGUAGGAUUUCAGAACACCUUCUCAAACUCUCAAGAAGAGGAGGAAAUUGAUAUGGACACAGUUCAUGACAGUCAAGCCUUUAUUUACCAUCAUUUGAAUAUGUUGGAGAGACCAUCCACACCAGGUAAAGAACAAUCUUCAGGAGAGAUGAACAUGCACCCUGUCUUAGCAGCUCCACUCUCUGUCUUUACUAAGGAAUCAAACUCCUCCAAACACAGUGACCACCAUCACCAUCACCACCAUGAGCACAAGAAAAAGAAGAAGAAACAUAAACAUAAGCAUAAGCAUAAACAUAAACAUGAUAAUAAAGAAAAGGAAAAGGAUCCCUUUGCUUUCUCUAACAGUCCAGCCAGCGCACGAUCGAUCCGUUCCCCGUCGCUUUCAGACUGAUAGUGAUGGCUUCUCUGGAAUUCAACUUGCAAUAUUCUCUGAGUACUUCGAAGGAUGUACAUAACUAUAGCUUCUAUCUUUUUCUAUGGAAAUAAGAAUAGGUGAGUUGCCUUAGCAAUUCAGAAGCUCUGCCGCCGUCCUCAUUUGAAGCUGCCUAUUUACGUAUGUGGUUGUUGAAAUAAUCUGAUUCAAAAAAUAUGUUUUAUGAUUCUGAGUAAUUUUGUAUUUCACUGUUUUCCACACCUCCCCCUCUU